Molecule: messenger RNA, 1996 nt
Organism: Otolemur garnettii (small-eared galago)
Lineage: Eukaryota; Metazoa; Chordata; Mammalia; Primates; Galagidae
Gene: EGLN1
Product: egl-9 family hypoxia inducible factor 1
Exons: 5
Coding region: 217-1500 (427 amino acids)
Biological process (GO): cellular response to hypoxia; peptidyl-proline hydroxylation to 4-hydroxy-L-proline
Cellular component (GO): cytoplasm; nucleus
Molecular function (GO): peptidyl-proline 4-dioxygenase activity; ferrous iron binding; L-ascorbic acid binding
Source: RefSeq, a predicted model, not a curated record
GCCCGCGGAGGCAUGAAGCUCUGAGGCGGCCGCCGCCGCCACCGCCGUGCGGGACCCGAGGGCUCGGAAGCGGCCGGGCCGAGGGCGCGGGCUGCCGGCCUCCCUGAGGCGAGGGGUGGCGGCUGCAUGGCUCUGUAGCGGCUCUUUUCUCUACCCCCGGCUCCCCGGCUCCGGGCGAGGCCGUCCGGCCGCUACCCCUCCUGCUCGGCCGCCGCCAUGGCCAAUGACAGCGGCGGGCCCGGCGGCCCGAGCCCGAGCGAGCGAGACCGGCAGUACUGCGAGCUGUGCGGGAAGAUGGAGAACCUGCUGCGCUGCAGUCGCUGCCGCAGCUCCUUCUACUGCUGCAAAGAGCACCAGCGCCAGGACUGGAAGAAGCACAAGCUCGUGUGCCAGGGCAGCGAGGGCGGUCACGGAGCGGGCCCGCACCAGCACUCCGGCCCCGCGCCGCCGGCUGCCGCGCCGCCGCCCAGGGCUGGGGCCCGGGAAGCCAAGAAGGCAGUAGCGCUCCGGGACGGCGCCGCCGCAUCGUCGGCCGCUCGGGACGCUGCCAAGGCGAAGGCCAAGCCCGCGGCCGACACCGCGGCGGCCGCGCCUCCGCCUCGCGCGGCCCCCGGCAGCCAGGGCCCGACGGCGGCGGCCGAGGCAGAGCCCGGGAAGGAGGAGCCGCUGGCCCGCCCGUCGCUGUGUCAGGAGAAGGCGAACCUGUGCCCCCCGAGCUACGCGCCCGGCGACGGGCUGAGCCACGGCGGCGGCCUGCGGCCCAACGGGCAGACGAAGCCGCUGCCGGCGCUGAAGUUGGCGCUCGAGUACAUCGUGCCCUGCAUGAACAAGCACGGUAUCUGUGUGGUAGACGACUUCCUGGGCAAGGAGACAGGCCAGCAGAUCGGCGACGAGGUGCGCGCUCUGCACGACACCGGCAAGUUCACGGACGGGCAGCUGGUCAGCCAGAAGAGCGACUCGUCCAAGGACAUCCGGGGCGAUAAGAUCACCUGGAUCGAGGGCAAGGAGCCCGGCUGUGAGACCAUCGGGCUGCUCAUGAGCAGCAUGGACGACCUGAUCCGCCACUGUAACGGGAAGCUGGGCAACUACAAAAUCAAUGGCCGGACGAAAGCCAUGGUUGCUUGUUACCCAGGCAACGGAACGGGUUAUGUACGUCAUGUUGAUAAUCCAAAUGGAGAUGGAAGAUGUGUGACAUGUAUAUAUUAUCUUAAUAAAGACUGGGAUGCCAAGGUAAGUGGAGGUAUACUACGAAUUUUUCCAGAAGGCAAAGCCCAGUUUGCUGACAUUGAACCCAAGUUUGAUAGACUACUGUUUUUCUGGUCUGAUCGUCGCAACCCUCAUGAAGUACAACCAGCAUAUGCUACAAGGUACGCAAUAACUGUUUGGUAUUUUGAUGCAGAUGAGAGAGCACGAGCUAAAGUAAAAUACCUAACAGGUGAAAAAGGUGUGAGGGUUGAACUUAAUAAACCUUCUGAUUCGAUCAGUAAAGACGUCUUAUAGAGCCUUUGAUCCAGCAAUAUCCUACUUCAUCUUCAAUAAUUGUUGAUGCUGUUUGUUAACUUGUGAAUAAAUGGGAUAAAGAAAAAUAGACCACCAGUUGACAUUUUAAUAAGGAAACAAAGAACUUUUUUGUGUUGCAUCGAACAGAAGAUUUUGACUGUUAUGAGUUUAUACUGCAUGAUCUACUCCAAAUCUGUGACUGCUUAUGGGAAGAAGAUAAGCUAUCAAAUGAAAAUGGUUUUUACAUCUGGACAUGAAAUAAGUGCCCUAUGUAGAAUUUUUUUCAUUCUCAUAUUUUGCCAGAUCUGUCAUCUAGCUGAGUUCAUUUCAUCUCUCCCUUUUUUAUAUCAAGUUUGAAUUUGGGAUAAUUUUUUCUAUGAUUAGGUACAAUUUAUCAAAACUGAAUUGAGAAAAAAUUACAGUAUUAUUUCUCAAAAUAACAUCAAUCUAUUUUUGUAAACUUCUUCAUACUAUUAAAUUUUGCCCUAAAAGACCU